Molecule: messenger RNA, 1713 nt
Organism: Liolophura sinensis
Lineage: Eukaryota; Metazoa; Mollusca; Polyplacophora; Chitonida; Chitonidae
Exons: 12
Coding region: 199-1713 (504 amino acids)
Source: RefSeq, a predicted model, not a curated record
GAUGAUUUCGCAAUGGCUUUUUCGAGGCGGUAUCAGGGACGGAGAGAAAACAUGUUCUAAAUGUUGACAGACCCUGUAAAUCUAUCAGCAGUCCCAGUUACGUAAGGGAAUUUGAGUUAAAGGACAAAAAGAAGUCAUAGUGCACAAAGCAUGGAACGGUAGCCAUCAUCCAGGUUUGAACUCCAGAUCAUCACAACCAUGGCUGACAUUCGACACAUUCCAUUGACCUUGACAUCGAGGUAUGCCUCAACCUGGGGCGCCUGGGAGGGUAUACGUGAACUUGUACAGAACUGGCAUGAUGGGCUGUAUGAAAUGGCUGAUAGUCUUGACAUUGUCUCUUCAGUGCCUUUGCAAGUUCACUUCGAAAAGACGUCUGACCCGAGACUGAAGGAUGAAUUUAAAGCUUUUGUUCUCAAUCCAGCCGACCAGUCCAAAGUUAUUCUUGGUGUUUUAAUAUUUGACCAUUUAAAUAGCCGACUUACUCUCAUUAACAAAUCUACCUCACUUCACAAAAGAAUUCUGCUGAUGGGCUACAGUGCUAAAACUGAGAAACGAGAGGUGAUUGGUCAGUUUGGAGAAGGUCUGAAGGUAGGAGCUUUGUCAUUGGUCAGAGAUGGAAGGCCUGUCACCAUGGAAACCAGUUCAGACAGAUGGCGCUUUGAUUUGGUGCUGAAUGAAGAAUUUGGAGAAAAAGUAUUGACAGUGAUUGUCUCAGACAGAAAUGUGUCAGGUAAUUCCGUCAGCGCGGCUGGAUUGUCAAACGAUGUCUUUCCGGUUUGUCCUGUUAAACUGGAGGACACGGACACCUGCACCUCUGUGACAAAUAUCACGAGUGAAGAGUGGAAGAUUUUUUUGCCAAGGUUUUUAUUUUUACAACCGUCUAAAGAUAGCGUGAAGACAGAGCUAGGAACUCUGUUACUUGAUGAUCACCUGUCAGGUCAGUUGUACGUCAAAGGGGUGUGGGUAAGUGACCUGCGUGGAGAGGACUUGGCUGCUGGCGUGGAUUUUGCAUCUCUACAGGUGGAUCGUGACAGGAACGCUGUUCCUCGACCAAGUGAAAUCGACCAUCUGGUGAGUGGGAUAUGGAUCAAGUCGGUCACUCAGAAACCCAUGUUGAUCUCCAAAUAUUACGACUUACUGCUUGAAGAUAAAUAUCGUGAUGUUCGCCAUGCUGGACAAUACAUGAUUGGGACAAAUGUACCUCAACUCAUCUCGGAACAAUUUGUGAUAAAAUAUGGAAAGGAGGCAAUUCCGGUGGCGAAUAGCGUUUCCAUGGAGACACUUCAAGAAAUACGUCGAGAAUUAUCCACAAAGGUGGUGUUGUGCAAUCAGACAUUCCUCAACAUUCUCAGCCACUCAGGGAAUCACACAUCUGUGGAGGAGAUGCUGGCAGGUUUGCACUCGCGCAAUAGAAGUCGUGUCCCUUACAGCGAGCUCAGCCCAGAGAAGCAAAAUGUCCUGCGCCAUGCAACGAAGUUGAUACAAAUGACGGAUAACAGCUUUAUGUUGUCAUCAGUUGAUGUGGCCCACACACCAGAUUAUGAGACUUGUGUUGCUAAUGGUGACAGUGUCGUUGUUCCUCAUUGGAUGUUGGAGCUGGAUGUCGUCCAUAAAGCUGUGAAGCUCUGCCCUGAGAUGGCCAAUCAGGGUUUGAGGAUUUGGUUUACACUAAUUCUUCAACCUUUUCAAUCACCUCUGCAACCAAUAUUUUGA